Temnothorax curvispinosus is the source of this 492-nucleotide messenger RNA. RefSeq lists its product as uncharacterized. The record is from RefSeq and is a predicted model, not a curated record. The transcript has a single exon. The annotation marks the transcript as partial. Lineage: Eukaryota; Metazoa; Arthropoda; Insecta; Hymenoptera; Formicidae.
AUGGCCGACAUCCUGAGUAUCGGCGGUGAGUCGAUCUUCGACGAGCGCAUCGUCGGAAUAGAGACUCACACGUAUAACCCGUACGUCAACACGACGUUCGGACACAACGACGAGAUACGAAUACCCAUACAGCAGCAGGAUCUGUAUACACUGCCGUGCGAAAGUUUCCUGUACGUCGAGGGACGACUCAACGACGACGGCGCGACGAAUGGGGAAGAAUACGCGAAAUUAGUCAACAACUGCGUCGCGUUUAUGUUCGACGAAAUUCGUUACGAGCUCGACGGCGUGGAGAUCGACCGGUGUAGAAACGUCGGCAUAACCAGCACGAUAAAGAACUACGUGUCGCUGACCGUCGAACGAGCCAGAAAACUGCAGAACGCUGGAUGGAGUUAUCCGACGAGCGAAUCAAAUCUGAACAACGCGUCCCAUCAAUUCAAUUUUUGCGUACCUUUGAAUAUUCUUUUGGGUUUCUGCGAGGACUACAAACGCGUG